This is a messenger RNA of Hypomesus transpacificus, 755 nucleotides long. RefSeq names its product serine/threonine-protein kinase 17A-like. The transcript has 2 exons. Lineage: Eukaryota; Metazoa; Chordata; Actinopteri; Osmeriformes; Osmeridae. Gene Ontology annotation, molecular function: protein serine/threonine kinase activity; ATP binding. Gene Ontology annotation, biological process: intracellular signal transduction; protein phosphorylation; positive regulation of apoptotic process. The record is from RefSeq and is a predicted model, not a curated record. The coding region runs from base 348 to 740 and encodes 130 amino acids. Gene Ontology annotation, cellular component: nucleus.
CACAGUACCAGCGUACAUCUCAGUCGUUGUACCCGAGAGAGGACUGAUGAGCCAAGUUCAGAGCAGUCUGAUGACAAACAUUCAAGGCAGCAGGUUAAAACAUCGCUCAUUGUUGUUGCGCUAAACCGGCACCAUUUAUUUGAAGAUGAGUGUAAUCGUUUUGUCUUCUGAAACAUUACUAAGGCAUGCGGUCGCGUUUGUUUGUUAGAGUUGAGAACCGUGCUGUUGUCCAUUUGUAGCGAUCGUUGGCUUUCCACUUUGAGUUUCCGUGGCUUGAUUAGAUUGUGUAAGGAAAUUGAUAGGUUUCCCUACCUAUAUCUAAAACAUAGUUUCACUGAACUGACGCAAUGAUUCCCGAAAGUCCCCGGACCAGUGAGACAAGGAGCCGGACGCGUUGCCACUUCGGCCAGGCAGCCGAACCGAAUCAGAACCGCUGUGGGCUACUCUCCGAGAUCAAAACUCCUAUUAAGAAUGAACCUUUCACUGACCACUACAACAUUAUCCCCGGGAAGGAACUUGGCAGGGGCAAGUUUGCGGUGGUGAGGAAGUGUGUGGAGAAGUGCACGGGCCGGGAGUACGCCGCCAAGUUCCUGAGGAAGAGGAGGAAGGGGCAGGACUGCCGGACAGAGAUCAUCCAUGAGAUAGGCGUUCUGGAGAUGGCCACCAGCAGCUCCAGGGUGGUCAACCUCCACCAGGUCUACGAGAUGCCAUCUGAGAUGGUGUUGGUCCUUGAGUUGUAAGUCUCCACAUACACA